AUGAGCCCUGACAAAGUCAGCACCGCCCCCGGUCCAGUGGACGCAGAGCCAGGAUGGAGGGACGAGGACGAGAAGGCCCAGAUGCCGCGUUACGUGGACGCAUUUGGAGAUGAGUCCAACGCAGAAGUCAAGUACAAAACCAUGGAGUGGUGGCAAACUGGAAUGUUUAUGAUUGCUGAAUCAGUAUCGCUCGGUGUUCUGUCAUUGCCAGCGACUCUUGCCCAGCUGGGGCUUGCUCCCGCUCUUGUCCUGAUUAUUGGACUGGGUCUCCUCGCUACUUACACAGGCUAUGUUAUUGGACAGUUCCACCAACGCUAUCCCCACGUCCAGAAUCUGGCUGACGCUGGUGAUGUCUUGCUCGGUGCAUUCGGACGGGAGCUCUUCGGCAUUGGCCAGCUCCUCUUCUCUAUCUUCAUCAUGGGAAGUCACAUCUUGACCUUCAGCGUCAUGAUGAACACUAUUACUGAGCAUGGCACCUGCACUAUGGUCUUCACGACUGUUGGAUUCGUCGUCUGCAUGCUCGGCUCGCUUCCCCGUACCAUGAAGAAUAUGACCUAUAUCUCCUGCAUGUCCUUUGCCAGUAUCUUUACUGCUGUCAUAAUCACCAUGGUUGGCGUUGGAGUCCAGGGCCGCGCGUCUACUACCCUAAAGGCCACCGUCGACACCGACCUUUUCCAUGCCUUUACCGCCGUGACCAAUAUCGUGUUCGCCUACUGCGCGCACGUGGCGUUCUUUGGUCUUCUGGCUGAAAUGAGGGAGCCCAGGGACUUUCCCAAGGCUCUGUACAUGCUGCAGACAUUUGAGAUCAUCUUUUACGUCAUUGCCGCCGUCGUAAUCUACUACUAUGCCGGCCAGACCGUCGAUUCGCCUGCGCUGGGCUCUGCAGGCCCCGUGCUGAAAAAAGUAGCGUACGGUAUUGCCAUCCCCACGAUUGUUGGCGCUGGCGUGGUCAACGGCCACAUUGGCCUCAAGUACAUCUACGUCCGUCUCUUUCGCGGAACAGACCGCAUGCAUCGCCGGGAUUUCGUGUCUGUUGGCUCUUGGAUUGCCAUCGGCUUGACCUGCUGGAUCAUUGCCUGGAUUAUUGCGGACGCGAUCCCGGUCUUCAGCGACCUGCUCAGUCUUAUCAGCUCCCUUUUUGCCAGUUGGUUUAGUUACGGACUUGGUGGUGUAUACUGGCUGCACAUUAACUACGGGAAGUGGUUCUCGUCGCCCAGAAAAAUCUGCCUCGCUAUCAUAAACGUGCUGAUUGUUCUUGUUGGCGGGUGCAUGUGCGGUCUCGGUCUGUAUGUCUCUGGCAAGGCAAUUCAUGAUGACGCUUCUACCAACACGUUCUCCUGCGCCAGCAAUGCAUAA
Aspergillus nidulans FGSC A4 is the source of this 1356-nucleotide messenger RNA. Its product is annotated as putative amino acid transporter. The transcript has 8 exons. NCBI's taxonomy places the organism in Eukaryota, Fungi, Ascomycota, Eurotiomycetes, Eurotiales, Aspergillaceae. The record is from RefSeq and is a predicted model, not a curated record. The coding region runs from base 1 to 1356 and encodes 451 amino acids. Gene Ontology annotation, biological process: L-alpha-amino acid transmembrane transport. Gene Ontology annotation, cellular component: membrane.